This is a messenger RNA of Bursaphelenchus xylophilus (pine wood nematode), 4661 nucleotides long. NCBI's taxonomy places the organism in Eukaryota, Metazoa, Nematoda, Chromadorea, Rhabditida, Aphelenchoididae. The record is from the annotation of a GenBank genome assembly.
AUGUCGAGGAAUGUGCACCGGCACACGCUAUUGUUUUUGUUGCUGCUCAGCGGCGUCGCCGCGACCGCCACCAAGUUGUGCGCGCUGCAGCCGUGGAUGUUGCAUUGCCGGAAUCGGGUCUACUUUGUCGCCUACGACCACGCGCAGCCAGGCACACCGGGUAAGGAGAGGGUCAAUUUUAACAAUUUUAAUUAAAAAAUAAUUUUUGGCCAUCAAAUUUGAGGUUUUUUCGCAUUGUGGACGAAAUGUCAAAAUCAAUAAUUUCGAUUUGACAUUUCGCCCCCAAUUUGAUUGAAAUUUGGGACAAUUCCUUUAAAUUACAUGUAAAUUAGAUAUUAAACUCUUUUUUUACAAUACGUAAAAUGUCAAAAAUUUUUGUAACGAAAUGUCAAAAUCAAUAAUUUCAGUUUGACAUUUCGCCUCCAAUUUCUUCAAAAUUUGGGACAAUUUCUUUAAAUUACAUGUAAAUUAAAUAUUAAAUUUUUUUUGUCAUACGUCAUAAUGUCAAAAAUUUUUGUAACGAAAUGUCAAAAUUUAAAUUUUUAACAUUUCGUCACAAAUUUUAAAUUUUAGCAAACGUCUAUGGGUUUGAUUUUUUUUCCAAUUUUCAACUCAUUUUUAACCACUUUUCUCAACAAAAAAUCUCAAAUUUUCCGAAACCCCCCUUUGCACUGCGCAGGUUUAAAAACUUCAUUUUGCACAGUGCAUUUUUCAAAAUUCUCCUCGCUCUCUAUCAAAUUCACACUGUAAAUAUUUUUGACACAUCUCAUGGUAAUUUUGCAUGGUAAAAAGUCCAGCCGCACCGUGCAAAAACCCCACCUUUCUUCUGCACCGUGCAAAAAUUUAAACUUGUCUUUUCGCACCGUGCAGCUGUGUUGCGACAAACUUUUCUCCAAAGAAAUUUUGCACAGUGCAAUCAGUGAGUUUUGCACAGUGCAAAUUUUUCAUUUUUACACCGCACUGUGCGAAAAAAAUAAAUCAAUUUUUUGCACUGUGCGGUAAUUUUUUUUUUUGAAUUUCAUGCAGAUUAUGGUAAUUUCGUAUUUUAAAAAAGUAAAAAAAAAAAUUUGUAAGUCCUUUUUAGCCAAUGCCAUUCAAAAUUUUUGUGUUUUUUUGCUGAUUUCUCAAUUUUUUUUUUCCAAUGACUUAUAAUCCUAUUGUGAUGGCCCAAGCUAAACCCCAAACUUUCCAUAGCACUCAUAUAUCAUGUUUACUAACCUUUUUCGACUAUUAUGACCAAUGUUUGCCCUCAAAUCGGCUUUCUUUUCCAAUUAUUUAUAUUACACUAGGCAAAUUGAAUCAAAAAUCGUCAAAAUGUUGUCACUACUACUAUUCAACCACCCUAAUUAGGAAGUAUAUAGGCUCUUACAACUUUACGAACUUUUAUGAACACCAAUAAGUAGGGCAAACUCAAUUAUAUUACUUUAUUUUUCCUAAUCCACCAAGUCUAAUAUAAUUGCCAAAAAGUAUUAUUAAUCGUACGAAAACUUUGUAAAAAUAGAGGUGACCAUCUUUUUUGGACCUUGUAGACUCUGUAGAGGCUAUUUUUGGCCCACUUGCAGGUACUUGCCCUCCGGGGACAGCUGUUUUCCCAAAACUGCAGAACCCCAUUCGUAAAGGUUUUCGAAUACAAAUUGGGUGCGGAAUUGCCGAAAAUAGCCGAACAGGGAGAGUUUCCGCCGCACUAAGCUGUUGUUUCCGCUUCGUAAUAACAGUUGCGUAUUUUAUGAGGUGUUUUUUGGACCUAAUGUCAUGGAUAAUAUAAAAAUGUCCUAGAAAAUGGGCAAAAACAAUUCAAUAACACUUUUCGACGUAUUUUACAACCAAUAAUACCAUUUGUCACCAUUCCGCACCAUUUUCCCGGCUCUUGCGACGCCUAAAACAGAAUGCCAAAAAUGGCGGGAAAUUUGAAUUUUUGAAUUUUUCACUCAAUUCUACUUGUAAAUUUAUAGUUUAUAUAGCUAAUAGCGACUUUAACUUCAAUUUAAACAGCAUUUCUGGCUAAUUUUUUUUUGAAAAUUCAAAUUUCCCGCCAUUUUUGGCAUUCUGGGAAAUUUGAAUUUUUCAAAUUUUUCACUCAAUUCUACUUGUAAAUUUAGACUUUAUAUAGCUAAUAACGACUCUAACUUCAAUUUAACGCGCAUUUCUGGCUAAUUUUUUUUGAAAAUUCGAAUUUCCCGCCUUUUUUGGCAUUCUGUUAUACCUGCCGUUUUCAAGUCCAAACUGAAAAUGACCUUCAGUAAGUCAUUUUGACGUCUCAAUAAGCUCUAAUUUACAUAUUAAACCCAAUUUUACAAUGUUUUUCCGCCCUCUCCAUGGCCUUUUAUUUCAAAGACCACUGUUUUAACCCCGCUAAUUCCCCGACUUUGCAUUGCUCUUUGUCCUUUUGUCCUCCCUACUAUAGUGGCCACUCUAAUCUGGACAGGUACGUUUCGAAAUUCCAGGAAUGGAAGUUUUCUCCGCCAAAAUUAGCCGCCGAAGCCAUGAAUACUAGUCGCGACAUAAAGUCCUGACACAUUUUGCACCGUGCGAAAGUUCGGGGUUUGGACGUCGCACCGUUCAUUCUUCUUUCAUUUCAUCCGCACUGUGCAUCUUUUCGCAUUUGUCGCCGCGAUUUCCCCUUUUUGCACUAGCGACGUGCAAAACCCGAACUUUCGCACCGUGCAUUCUUCAUUCAUUUCGCAUUUGUCGCCGCGAUUUCCCGUUUUUGCGCUAGCGACGUGCACGCGACAAACCCGAAUUUGGGGGCGCGACGUCCAAAUCCCGAACUUUCGCACGGUGCAAAAUGUGUCAGGACUUUAUGGCGCGACUAGUAGGCAUUGUUUGCGUGGCCUGUUGGUGUCUAAUGACGCCGACUUGCGAUUAUUGGAACUAUUAUAUUCCGAGUACGGGGAAUUCCGUAAAAACGCAUGUUUUGGAGCCUAAUCCGACAAUUUUUAUAGGCGUUGCACUGUGCAAUCAAAUUAUUUUGGAUAAAAAUAGCGGAAAUGAAGAGAUUUUUUUGGGAAAAGAUGUUGGAUAUCGUAUUUUACCAACAAAAUUUUUAUUUUUAUUCAAUUUCAUACUAGCUAAUUGCCGCCUGCACUGUGCAAAACUCACUUUUAAAAAUUUCGCACAGUGCAAUCCAAAUUUCUUUCAAAAAACCGGCGACAAAAGGAAAAUUUUUGAAAAAUUGAAAUGCUAUCGUAUUUUAGGAACAUCUAUUUGUUAUUUUUCAAAUUUCAAACAAAUUCGGUGAUUGCACUGUGCAAAACCUUUAUUUUUUAAUUUUUGCACAGUGCAAUCCAAAUUUCUUUCAAAAAUCGGUGAGGGAAAGAAAAUUUUUUAAAAAUUGAAAUUCUAUCGUAUUUUAGGAGUCUUUUUUUCCAAUCGUCUUAUUUUUUACAAUUUUUCAACCCACUGCACUGUGCAAAAUCCUCUUUUUUAAUUUCUGCACUGUGCAAUCCAAAUUUCAUUCAAAAAAUCGGCAAGGGAAGGAAAAUUUUUGGAAAAUUAAAAUGCUAUCGUAUUUUAAGAGCCAUUCUAUCCAAUCUUUUUGUUUUUUAAAAUUUCAUACCCCACUGCAUCGUGCAAAAUCAUCAAUUUUAUUUUCUGCACUGUGCAAUCCAAAUUUCUUUCAAAAAAUCGGCGAGGAAAGGAAAAUUUUCAAAAUAUGGAAAUGCUAUCGUAUUUUAGAAGCCAUUCUCUUCAAUCUGUUUAUUUUUCAACUCUUCACAACCCACUGCACCGUGCGAAAUCCUCAAUUUUAAUUUCUGCACUGUGCAAACUUCCUCAAUUUUCUUUUGGCUCUCUCUUUUCCAAUUUCUUGACCAUUACAGCUCACAUAAAAGUUAAAGUACCAAAAAAGGUCUUCUGCUUACCCUUUUAUUGUUCGGCGGUCAUAAGACUUGGGUAUUAAUGGACUUCCGGGAAGGAGUUCCGAGACAUUCAAAAAUUAAUUGCACCACAAAAAUUAUUAGCGCUCUUUUUGAGACGUUUUGGAUGUUUAUAGAUCAAGAAAAACUUUUGAAAAAAAGAAAAAAAAUUUUUUAAUUUUGAAAUUUUUUAUUGUUUUUCUGCAUAACGCGAUUUAAAAAUUCGAAAAAAAUGCAAUGAAAAAAUCAAGAAAAAAAUUUUGGGCAAAUUUUUCGGCAUUUUUUUGAGUUUUUUCGAAAUUUUUCCGUAUAACGCGAUUUUUCUGCAUAACGCGAUUUUCAAAAAAUUUCAAAAAUUGUCUAUUAAAUUAAAUUCUAAUUUUUAUUCAUUUAUCCAUUCAUAAUUUGAAAAAAAGCGAAAAUUUUUUGUUUCUGCACAACGCGAUUUUCUAAAAAACCCCUCUUUUUUGAGUCUAAAGUAAUUUCUAAGGUAAUCUACGACAAUUUUCGUCAUUUUUAUUGACUUUAAAAACCAAUUUUACCUCUACUUUUUACAUAUACAUAUACUUUGUUACAACUUUUUUAUCGUCUGACAAACCCCACAAAAUCAACGCAAAAAUGCAAUUAGUCCGUAACAGAAUUACCAAACAAUAUUUCUGAACACAAUUUGAUUCCAUUCUUUUUCCAGGUUUCCACGCCAAACUCGCUCCGAUGCUCCGGCUCCGGCGCUCCGAACACGCGCAGACCGCCGACAAGAAGGCCGAAAAGUACGACUUUAUCCGGUUCGGGCGGCGGAAGCGACGAUGA